This is a messenger RNA of Drosophila serrata, 940 nucleotides long. RefSeq names its product epithelial serine protease. NCBI's taxonomy places the organism in Eukaryota, Metazoa, Arthropoda, Insecta, Diptera, Drosophilidae. Gene Ontology annotation, molecular function: serine-type endopeptidase activity. The record is from RefSeq and is a predicted model, not a curated record. Gene Ontology annotation, biological process: proteolysis.
GCUACCGACAGAGCCCAGAGAGACAGAGCCAUGAAUGUCAAGGAGGGAACUGUUAAUUACGAAAAGUCCUCAUGCCUGCUAUUGCUGCUAUUGGCAGUGGGUCUUGGAUUGCAAUCAGUUGUGGGGGCAGCGCCAUCAGAAAGUAUCCAAGGUCGUAUCAUAUCGGGAUCCCAAGCAGUGGCUGGUCAGUUCCCCUGGCAGGUGAUCCUCAAGCGAGACGAAUGGGAUGAUCUGCUCUGCGGCGGUUCAGUGAUCUCUUCCAAAUGGGUGCUGACUGCGGCCCACUGCGCCUAUGGCCAUACUUCGCUCUUUCUCAUUUUCGGCACCAUCGAGUUGAACGACGAAAAGGCACAGAAUAUGACAUCCACCACGUUCUUUGUGCAUCCGAAUUACAAUGAUAAGAUGAACAACGAUGUGGCCUUGAUCCAGCUGCCGCAGCCUUUGGUCUUCACCAAAAGCAUUCAGCCCAUCACUCUGGUGACACAGUCCCAGAAAUCCAAUAACUUUGUGGGCACUUCGGCCGUCGUAGCAGGAUACGGAUUGAUGGAUGACGAGUACCUCGACUAUUCACAGACACUGAUGUUCGCCCGCGUGACGGUCAUCGAUAACGGCGAGUGCUUGCCCGUCUUUGGAGCCUCCGUUGUCCUGGACUCAACUCUGUGUGCCGAGGGCUCGGAUGGCAGCAAUAUGUCCAUAUGCAGCGGCGAUUCUGGCGGUCCUUUGAUCACGUACAACUCCAGCACAGACCAAUGGCUGCAGAUUGGCAUUAACUCCUUUGUGGCCGAAGAUCAAUGCACCGCCGGGUAUCCCUCUGGCUAUGUUCGUUUGACCUCGUUCUUGGACUUCAUUAGCACAACCACAGGCAUUAUAUUGGACGAUUGAAUGCGAAUUUAAUGUAAUUAUUAAAAAGUCACUAAAGCUUAUUCGAAAAAACCCCAGA